This is a messenger RNA of Hevea brasiliensis (rubber tree), 2560 nucleotides long. RefSeq lists its product as uncharacterized. Bases 426 to 2087 code for a protein of 553 amino acids. The transcript is spliced from 11 exons. The record is from RefSeq and is a predicted model, not a curated record. Lineage: Eukaryota; Viridiplantae; Streptophyta; Magnoliopsida; Malpighiales; Euphorbiaceae.
AGUACCACCAUAUUUUUCUGUCCAUGGACCAUGGAUGUUGGGUUUGACUGGUUCAGAAUUCCUUUUUCCUGCAUGUUGACUGUAAUCUGAUCUCUCUUGCAAGUUGUUGAACUGUGGAACAUUUCAAAGGAUGGUCCCUCCACUUACCACUCCUAGUACGAUACUAACAUAGAAUUGUGCUUUGUCUUACUCAUGCAUGCUAGAGAUUCUAUGUUUUGUACGGUUUACCUUUUCUAGAAGCGUAAGCAGAAGUAGUCAAUGUUUGACUGAGCUCUCUUUCUUUUUUAGCUUUCAUCUAAGCGAAGAUUGGCUUCAAGCUCUUUGCUUUGCUUUGGCUUUCUGGGAAUUUUCCAUCAUUAAUAAAGAUUGAGAAAACAAAAGGCUUAUAGAUUAGGGAACUCAAAGGUAGAUAAUUCACAGAGAAAAUGGAUGUUCCUAUGGGAUUCUUGGGCUACUUUUGUUACUUUAUCUUUUUUCUUCCAGUUUUUUUUGUUCUAUUCGUCCUUGGAAUGAUCAAAGGUGCUAUUUUCAGCCCCUUUGUGUUUCUGGUUAUUGCUUUUGGAGAUACUGGUGUUGUCAUAGGUUUAUGGCCCCUUCAUCUUGUUUGGAGUAUCUACUGCUUAAUCAAAACAAAGAAAUUUGGCCCAUGUAUGAAGUGCCUCUUGAUUUUACUAGUCCCAAUACCAAUAGCAUUGUGGACUGUUAUUGGAGUUGCUGGGAGUGCGAUUAUGGGUGCUGGAUAUGGUUUCGUUUGGCCUGUAAUGGAGACAUUUAGGGCUAUCAGUAAGAAAGGUCCAAUCCACAUGAAGUUGAUCAGAUGCUUGACACAGGAUGGCACCUGGACCUGUGUUUGGGGAGCAUGUACGGUUGUCCGUGAUUUUUCAGAUUUUUCCUUCCACUCAUACUUCUCUGUUAUGGAUGAGCUGCUCGAGUCAAAGGAUGAGGAACCCAUGGAACUCAAGGUUGCUCAGAUACCUGGUUGCAUUCUAGCAGCAAUUCUAGGGAUUUUGGUUGAUGUGCCUGUUAUAACUUUAAUAGUUCUGUAUAAAGCGCCUAUAUUACUGUUCAAAGGGUGGCACCGGCUAAUACAAGAUCUUACUGGGAGGGCAGGCCCAUUUUUGGAAACUGUUUGUGUUCCAUUUGCUGGGUUUUGGAUUCUGUUGUGGCCAAUUGUGGUUCUGCUGGCAACUUUGGCAGGCAUGAUUUCAAGUUUUGGGUUUGGCUGUUAUGCUACAGUUGUUGCAUAUCAGGAAAAUUCUACUAAGAGGGGAUUGCUUUAUGUGAUUGCUUCUGCAUCUGUAUUUGAUGAGUACACCAAUGAUUUGCUGUACCUGCAAGAAGGUUCAUGCUUCCCCAGACCUAAAUAUCGCGAACGAGUUAGUCCCAGUUGUUCACUGCAAUAUUCACUUUCAGUAAAGAGACUGCAGGAACAGUUUGAUGGUGCUCAUAUUGGUGAAACAUUUAAAACAACUUCUACAGAGAAAGCUAAUACACUGAAGACUGCCGUGAUAUGGGAUAGCUUCUUUAAAGCAUUUGAAGACACUGGGAAAGAGCUUCUUAGAGAUAAAGCCAUUGGAGUUUCGGAUCUAGAUGCCUGGCAAAACUCAAAAUCAAAUAUUAUCAACAUUGGAAUUCCUGCAUAUGCAUUUCUUGAGUGCUUCCUCUGCUCCAUUAAGACUGAUUCCAGUGGCUUUAUCCUCCGUGAUAAUGUUGAGAUAACAAGUGUGAAUAGACCUGAAGGGCGGGUUUUCAAUUGGCUCUAUGAGCCAAUGUGUAUCAUGAAAGAACAGAUUAAGAGUCUAAAUUUGAACAAAAAUGAGGAGUUGUACUUCUACAAACACUGCCUCUAUGGAGGUGAACCGGCAAGAAUUGAAUCUUGGCAGAAUGGUGGCAUCCCUCCACAGGAUAAGAUUAAACGAGCUCAGUUGGAGGGUAUAAGUAGAAGGUUGCAGGGCUUUUGUUUGACAUUGUCAAGGCUGCCAACUUCCAGACGUCGCUUCUUUGAGGUUGUGAAAGCUAUUGAGCAAUACUCGAAGGACUUGAACAGCCUUGCGGGUGGAAACGAUGAUAUAGAGGCAGCUAGAUAGGUCCUUUCGACAUGACACAUUGGAAUAUCUACCUCUUAGAUUGCCGUGAAGUAGCUUAUGAUCUGAUCUAUAGAAUACAUAUUUGUAAAUUGCAGUAUCCAUAGUAUGUAUUAGUGCUAAUUCCAUUUGAUUAUCCAUCUAUAUUUCAUGAAGUUUUUAAAGAUAGGCAGCUGAUAUACUCAAGUGUCAGAUUGAGAAAUUCUGGAAUUUGCUUAAUUGCAAUUUUUUCCCCUUAUUUUCUUUCCUUUACUAACAAAUUUUCAUUUGUUAAGUUUAUUUAGCAGAAUAUGCUAUGGUCCAGGUCUGCAGACUCCAUUAGUUGUUCUAUUUUGUCUUGCAAAUCAAGUAAGACAUUGCUGGAAGAGUCAAGGCUAUAUUUAGACAUUGCUGGAAGAGUCAAGGCUAUAUUUUUCAACCGUCCUUACUUCUUCACGUGGCACUUGGCAGAAAUGGUUAAGGCUUGAUUGAUGAGA